AUGGGUCGGGCGGGCGGCUCCGCGCUGCGGGCGGCUCUGGCGGUGCUGGCGGCCGCUGGAACCUUCUCUCCUUUUCCAGGUCUGAAGUGUGUGUGCCAGCUGUGUGAGCACAGCAACUUCACCUGCCAGACAGAGGGGGCCUGCUGGGCAUCUGUGAUGCUGACCAACGGGAGGGAGGAGGUCAUCAAGUCCUGUGUCUCCCUCCCCGAGCUGAACGCUCAGGUCUUCUGCCACAGCUCCAAGAACAUCACCAAGACUGAGUGCUGCUACACUGACUUCUGCAACAACAUCACCCUCCACCUGCCCGUUGCCUCGGAGCCCCCUGGCAGAGCCAGCCUGGGGCCGGUGGUGCUGCUGGUGACAGUGGCAGUGCCAGUCUGUGUCCUCUCACUGGUGGCCGUGCUGGUGGCCUGCACCUGCCGGGGGGGGCACUGUGCCCACCGCCGGGCCAAGCCCCCCAACGUGGAGGAGCCCCUCUCUGAGAGCAACCUGGUCAGCUCUGGGAAGACCCUGAAGGAUCUCAUCUACGACAUGACGACCUCCGGCUCCGGCUCUGGUUUACCUCUGCUCGUGCAAAGGACCAUCGCCAGGACCAUUGUCCUGCAGGAAAUCGUAGGGAAAGGCCGGUUUGGUGAAGUCUGGCGUGGAAAGUGGUGUGGGGAGGAUGUAGCUGUGAAAAUCUUCUCCUCCAGAGACGAACGGUCCUGGUUCCGGGAGGCUGAGAUUUACCAGACUGUGAUGCUGAGGCACGAGAACAUCCUGGGCUUUAUUGCUGCUGACAACAAGGAUAAUGGGACGUGGACUCAGCUCUGGCUUGUCUCUGAGUACCACGAGCAGGGCUCCCUGUUUGACUACCUGAACAGAGGGACGGUGACAGUGCAGGGCAUGGUCAGGCUGGCACUGUCAGUGGCCAGUGGCCUGGCCCACCUCCACAUGGAGAUCGUCGGCACACAAGGCAAGCCUGCCAUUGCCCACCGAGACCUGAAAUCCAAGAACAUCCUGGUGAAGAGGAAUGAGAGCUGUGCCAUCGCUGACCUGGGACUGGCGGUGAAGCACGACUCAGUGCUGAACACCAUUGACAUCCCCCAGAACCCCAGGGUGGGGACACGGAGGUACAUGGCUCCUGAGAUCCUGGAUGACGUGAUGAACACCAGCAUCUUUGAGUCCUUCAAGCGUGCAGACAUCUACUCUCUGGGGCUGGUGUACUGGGAGAUCGCCCGGAGAUGCUCAGUUGGAGGAAUCACAGAGGAAUACCAGCUGCCUUACUACGACGUGGUACCUUCCGAUCCCUCGAUAGAAGACAUGAGAAGGGUGGUUUGUGAGCAGAAGCUCAGGCCAAAUAUUCCAAACCAGUGGCAAAGCUGUGAGGCGCUGCGGGCCAUGGGCCGGGUGAUGCGGGAGUGCUGGCACGGCAGCGGGGCCGCCCGCCUCACCGCCCUGCGCGUCAAGAAAACCAUCUCCCAGCUCUGCCUGCAGACCCACGGCAAGGCCUGA
This is a messenger RNA of Calypte anna (Anna's hummingbird), 1494 nucleotides long. RefSeq names its product activin A receptor type 1C (gene ACVR1C). NCBI's taxonomy places the organism in Eukaryota, Metazoa, Chordata, Aves, Apodiformes, Trochilidae. Gene Ontology annotation, biological process: activin receptor signaling pathway; protein phosphorylation; cellular response to growth factor stimulus. Bases 1 to 1494 code for a protein of 497 amino acids. Gene Ontology annotation, cellular component: plasma membrane; activin receptor complex. Gene Ontology annotation, molecular function: ATP binding; activin receptor activity, type I. The transcript is spliced from 9 exons. The record is from RefSeq and is a predicted model, not a curated record.